CACUGCAAACGGUUCAUUUCAAAACACCACGUGCAGCGGAGAGCGUUUGGGUUUCAAUUGUUUUUAGUGGUUUUCUAAAAGAAAUAAACCUACGCCAUGCUGGAGGAGAUGAAACAAAUGAAGACCACUCCGGUGCUGACCAAUUCCCGGCCGGAAUUCAAGAAGAUACCCAAAAAACUGAGCAGGCACUUGGCCAACUUAGGAGCACCCCAUGUGGAUUCCUUUGACGAGAUGUUGACCGUGGGCCUGGGUCACGUGGCCAAGCACAUGAUUCCCAUCCAUUGGCAGAGUCCUGCCGGCGAAAAGAUCACACUGAAGGUGGAAUCCAUUUGGAUAUCGAAGCCACAGGUGCCGCAAGAUGUGAUUGACGUGCGCACCCGAGAAAUUUACCCCACGGACUCGAGGCAACUUCACCUCUCCUACUCGGGCAUCUGCUCGGCUCGAUUGGGGUGGAGUGUCAAUGGCGUCGAAAAGAACGCGAUAAAUUUGGAUCUGGGUGAAGUGCCCAUUAUGCUGCGGUCCAAGGCCUGCAAUCUGGGACUGGCUUCGCCGGCAGACAUGGUGAAGCAUGGAGAGCACGACAGCGAGUGGGGCGGAAUCUUUGUGAUCCGUGGAAACGAGAAGAUCGUGCGCAUGUUGAUCAUGACCAGAAGAAAUCAUCCCAUCUGCAUAAAGCGCUCUUCGUGGAAGGAUCGCGGACAGAACUUCAGCGAUAUCGGUGUGCUAGUGCAAACAGUCCGCGAGGACGAGUCGUCCCAGAGUAAUGUAGUCCACUAUUUAAACAAUGGAACAGCCAAGUUCAUGUUCUCCCACGUGAAGAGGCUAUCCUACGUGCCCGUUUGCCUGAUCCUGAAGUGCCUGAUGGAUUAUACUGAUGAAGAGAUUUACAACAGAUUGGUGCGGGGCUAUGAAUCCGACCAGUACUACGUGUCCUGCGUGCAGAGCAUGCUGAGAGAAGUGCAGAACGAGAAUGUCUACACACACGCCCAGUGCAGGAGCUUUAUUGGCAAUCUGUUCCGCUCCCGCUUCCCAGAAGUUCCGGAAUGGCAACCGGAUGAGGAUGUCACAGACUUUAUCCUCAAGGAGCGAGUAAUGAUCCACCUGGAUACCUACGAGGACAAGUUCCAGUUGAUUGUCUUCAUGGUGCAGAAGCUUUUCCAAUGCGCCCAGGGCAAACACAGAGUGGAAAACGUCGAUUCGGCUAUGAUGCAGGAAGUGCUCCUGCCAGGACACCUCUACCAGAAGUACUUAAGUGAACGAGUGGAGUCCUGGGUCUUGCAAGUCCGCCGAUGCCUCCAAAAGAAGUUGACCACCCCGGAUGCCCUACUGACCAGUGCCGUGAUGACACAAUGCAUGAAACAAGCGGGCGGAAUUGGACGCUCUAUGGAGUCCUUCCUUGCCACUGGCAAUAUCGCCAGUCGCACUGGCCUGGGAUUGAUGCAAAAUAGUGGCUUGGUCAUCAUGGCAGAGAACAUUAACAGGAUGCGUUAUAUGUCUCACUUCCGCGCCAUCCACCGAGGUUCCUACUUCACAACCAUGAGAACCACGGAGGCGCGCCAGCUGCUCCCCGAUGCUUGGGGCUUCAUUUGUCCAGUUCACACUCCGGAUGGCACACCCUGUGGCCUGCUCAAUCAUUUGACACUUACCUGUGAGAUUUCAAAGCGUCCGGAUCCCAAGCUGGUGGCGACCAUUCCCGCAAAGCUGACAGAGAUGGGCAUGAUGCCCUUGUCAAACCAAAGUAAUCCGGGGGUCAAACUGUACGUGGUCUUUCUGGACGGCAAACACCUGGGUCACAUUCUGCAAUCAGAGGCCACCAGCAUAGUCGACGAGCUGCGCUACGGAAAGAUAUUUGGAACCGUUCCCCAGAUGAUGGAAAUAGGUUUCAUACCCUUCAAGAAGAAUGGUCAGUUCCCAGGACUUUACCUGUCGACGGGACCGGCCAGGAUGAUGAGGCCCGUUUGGAACCUGAAGUGGAAGAGGGUGGAGUACAUUGGCACUCUGGAGCAACUGUAUAUGGAAAUUGCCAUCGACCCUAAGGAGAUGUAUCCAGACUUCACCACUCACCUAGAGUUGGCGAAGACACACUUCAUGAGCAACCUGGCCAACUUGAUUCCCAUGCCGGACUACAAUCAAUCGCCUCGUAACAUGUACCAGUGUCAGAUGGGAAAGCAAACGAUGGGAACGCCUUGCUUAAAUUGGCCCAAGCAAGCGGCCAAUAAGUUGUACCGCCUUCAGACACCGGCAACCCCGCUCUUCCGCCCAGUUCACUACGACAACAUUCAGAUGGAUGACUUUGCAAUGGGCACAAAUGCUAUAGUAGCAGUCAUUUCCUACACGGGCUACGACAUGGAAGAUGCCAUGAUCAUCAACAAAUCGGCCUAUGAACGAGGAUUUGCUUAUGGAAGUAUCUACAAAACAAAGUUCCUCACGCUGGACAAGAAGAGCAGCUACUUCUCCAGGCAUCCGCACAUGCCGGAGUUAGUUAAGCAUCUAGAUUCGGAUGGUCUUCCUCAUCCUGGCUCCAAAUUAAGUUUUGGUACGCCAUUGUACUGCUAUUUUGAUGGAGAGGUGGCCACUUACAAGGUGGUCAAGAUGGACGAGAAAGAAGAUUGCACAGUAGAAAGCGUCCGAAAGUUGGGAAGCUUUGACUUGACGCCCAAGAAAACAGUGGCCAUUACCCUGAGGAUUCCGCGGCCCGCUACUAUCGGAGAUAAGUUUGCGUCAAGAGCCGGUCAGAAGGGAAUUUGCUCACAAAAAUAUCCUGCCGAGGACCUGCCCUUCACGGAGUCGGGCUUGAUCCCAGACAUCGUGUUCAAUCCCCACGGUUUCCCCUCCCGUAUGACAAUCGCCAUGAUGAUCGAGACGAUGGCUGGAAAGGGUGCCGCGAUCAACGGUGACGUGUACGAUGCGACUCCCUUCCGCUUCUCCGAGGAGAAUACGGCUAUCGACUAUUUUGGCAAGGUGCUGGAGGCUGGCGGCUACAAUUACUACGGAACGGAGAGACUGUAUUCCGGAGUCGAUGGCCGCGAGAUGACGGCGGAUAUAUUCUUCGGCGUGGUCCAUUACCAGCGACUCCGACACAUGGUGUUUGACAAAUGGCAGGUGCGAUCCACGGGAGCGGUGGAGGCUCGCACACAUCAGCCAAUUAAGGGCAGAAAACGAGGAGGCGGCGUGAGAUUCGGAGAGAUGGAACGGGAUGCCUUGAUCUCCCACGGAGCAGCCUUCCUGCUGCAGGACCGAUUGUUCCACAACUCGGACAAGACACACACGCUGGUGUGCCACAAGUGUGGCUCUAUUCUGGCGCCGCUGCAGCAGAUUGUUAAGCGGAACGAGACGGGAUUGCUCUCCUCGAAGCCGGACACGUGUCGCUUGUGCGGGGACAACAGUAACGUGUCCAUGAUCGAGAUACCCUUCUCCUUCAAGUUUCUGGUCACCGAACUGAGUUCGGUCAACAUCAAUGCCAGAUUCAAGUUGAACGAGAUUUAGGUGGAAAUUAAGAUUAUUGUUAGACCUUAUUUUAUCCCUUGUACUAUUCCUAAUAAAGUUGAUGAAAAAAGCUGUCAAAAAUGGUUUCAAUUUA
Molecule: messenger RNA, 3580 nt
Organism: Drosophila biarmipes
Lineage: Eukaryota; Metazoa; Arthropoda; Insecta; Diptera; Drosophilidae
Gene: RpI135
Product: DNA-directed RNA polymerase I subunit RPA2
Exons: 3
Coding region: 97-3486 (1129 amino acids)
Biological process (GO): DNA-templated transcription
Cellular component (GO): nucleus; RNA polymerase I complex
Molecular function (GO): DNA binding; DNA-directed RNA polymerase activity; ribonucleoside binding
Source: RefSeq, a predicted model, not a curated record